Messenger RNA from Phlebotomus papatasi, 1987 nucleotides. RefSeq names its product protein transport protein Sec61 subunit alpha (gene Sec61alpha). Gene Ontology annotation, cellular component: membrane; Sec61 translocon complex. NCBI's taxonomy places the organism in Eukaryota, Metazoa, Arthropoda, Insecta, Diptera, Psychodidae. Gene Ontology annotation, molecular function: transmembrane protein transporter activity; signal sequence receptor activity; ribosome binding. Gene Ontology annotation, biological process: SRP-dependent cotranslational protein targeting to membrane, translocation; post-translational protein targeting to membrane, translocation. The coding region runs from base 225 to 1655 and encodes 476 amino acids. The record is from RefSeq and is a predicted model, not a curated record. The transcript is spliced from 4 exons.
ACGAAAAACUCGUCGAAAGAUUAAUGAACUUCGCAAACUGGCCGUUCCACGUGGUGGCGCCCGGCGACUUGGAGGCGAGUUACGGCCACGUAGCCCAUCGUGUCAAAACUUGCGCGAGCUCUCUCCUCGCGAUUCCGACAAGAAGUUCUCAAACAGUCGUGCAGUGAUCAAGUUUCUCCAGCGAUUUUCUCACUUUCUAGUGUAAUUUCCAGAAAUCUGCCACCAUGGGGAUAAAAUUCCUGGAGGUGAUAAAACCCUUCUGUAGCAUAUUACCUGAGAUUGCCAAGCCAGAGAGGAAGAUCCAAUUCCGGGAAAAGGUGCUAUGGACAGCCAUAACACUCUUCAUCUUUUUGGUAUGCUGCCAAAUCCCUCUUUUUGGCAUCAUGAGCUCAGAUUCAGCUGAUCCCUUCUACUGGAUUCGUGUUAUUCUGGCAUCAAAUCGUGGAACUCUUAUGGAAUUGGGCAUCUCGCCAAUUGUUACAUCCGGAUUGAUCAUGCAACUUCUGGCCGGAGCUAAGAUUAUCGAAGUGGGUGAUACACCAAAAGACAGGGCACUGUUCAAUGGUGCCCAGAAGCUCUUUGGUAUGGUGAUCACGGUCGGCCAGGCCAUUGUAUAUGUCAUGACUGGAAUGUAUGGAGAGCCAUCAGAGAUUGGAGCUGGAGUCUGUCUCCUGAUUAUUAUUCAACUAUUCGUAGCGGGUCUAAUUGUCUUGCUGCUGGAUGAACUCCUCCAAAAGGGAUAUGGAUUGGGCUCUGGAAUCUCCCUGUUCAUUGCAACAAAUAUCUGCGAGACAAUUGUUUGGAAGGCAUUCUCACCGACCACAGUCAAUACUGGACGCGGAACAGAAUUUGAGGGUGCUGUUAUUGCUCUAUUUCACCUUCUGGCCACACGUCAGGAUAAAGUUCGAGCUCUCCGGGAGGCUUUCUAUAGGCAAAAUCUGCCAAAUCUCAUGAACCUCUUGGCCACAGUGCUGGUCUUCGCCAUUGUCAUCUACUUCCAGGGCUUCAGAGUAGAUCUGCCCAUAAAAUCAGCAAGAUACAGAGGGCAGUACAGCAGCUAUCCCAUUAAACUCUUUUACACUUCCAAUAUUCCCAUCAUUCUUCAAUCGGCUCUAGUAUCAAAUCUCUACGUGAUCUCACAGAUGUUGGCAGUGAAGUUCCAUGGGAACUUCCUGGUCAAUUUGCUGGGCGUUUGGGCUGAUGUGGGUGGUGGUGGCCCUGCCAGGUCAUAUCCUAUAGGAGGAUUGUGCUACUAUUUAUCCCCGCCGGAGAAUGUCGGGCACAUUCUCACUGAUCCUAUCCACGCUCUUCUCUACAUUGUCUUUAUGCUGGGCUCGUGCGCCUUCUUCUCCAAGACGUGGAUUGAUGUUUCCGGCAGUUCUGCUAAGGAUGUAGCUAAGCAGCUGAAGGAGCAGCAGAUGGUGAUGAGAGGUCAUCGAGAUCAUUCGAUGAUCCACGAACUCAAUCGCUACAUCCCCACGGCGGCAGCUUUCGGUGGUCUUUGCAUUGGGGCUCUAUCCGUGCUGGCUGACUUCCUGGGUGCAAUUGGCUCUGGCACGGGUAUCCUCCUAGCUGUAACAAUUAUUUACCAGUACUUUGAGAUUUUCGUGAAGGAGCAAUCUGAGAUGGGAGGCAUGAGUACGCUAUUGUUCUAAGAUGGAGAUGCAUCCUUUGGGAUGAAAUAUUUAGUAAAGAAGACAAAAAAGACUUGCUCCCGGGUGGCAAUUAAAUAAGAGAAAAAAAAAAGAACUAAAAGGAUUUCAUUCUCUCCUCUUUGCGAGCUGAACAACGGAUGAGGGCGAAGAUUGAUGUAGUAUAACAAAAUGUGUGUUGGAAAAAUUGUUAAACUACAUUUCAUCUCUUUUUUUUAUUUACUUACAACUCAUGCAGACAUUACACAUUUAAUUUAAUGUUAAUUGAAGGAGAUAUUUCUUAUUUAAAAUUCCGUGUAAAGAUCAAUACAAAAUAAGAUUUAUAUUUCACCUGA